Molecule: messenger RNA, 3450 nt
Organism: Phycodurus eques (leafy seadragon)
Lineage: Eukaryota; Metazoa; Chordata; Actinopteri; Syngnathiformes; Syngnathidae
Gene: yrk
Product: Yes-related kinase
Exons: 14
Coding region: 657-2438 (593 amino acids)
Biological process (GO): protein phosphorylation; integrin-mediated signaling pathway; cell differentiation
Cellular component (GO): extrinsic component of cytoplasmic side of plasma membrane
Molecular function (GO): ATP binding; non-membrane spanning protein tyrosine kinase activity; signaling receptor binding
Source: RefSeq, a predicted model, not a curated record
UAAGUCCAAUAUAUCUAGCUCUACUACGUUUCUAUUGAUCUAAUCCAUCUUUCUGUCUUGAUCUGUGAGUCAUAGCCGUUUGUGUUGUUGCUACAUGUCAUGCUUUUCAUUUCCUAGUGCGAUGCACCGAACCACCGCAAGAGGGAGACAAAGCCCAAAGAAAAGUGCAGUUUGUUCCUCUUUUGAGCGGCUCAAGUGGGCGUAACGUCCCAAACGCGACCCCCUGCGGCGAAAACUCACUUAGAAACUUUUCUAUUGCUUUUAGUCCACUUGCAACCAGACAACGGAUGCUGUUGUCGUGACGUCACCAGCAUCCAGAGUCUACUAUUGGUCAUUAAUCAACAAUGUGUUGCGCAAAAAGCGGAAAUGUGUGUGCGUGUGAUCGGCUAGUGGCGCCAUCUCCCUCCCGUGCGCGCUCCGGGCUGCGGUGGGUUGGACCGUUGCUGUUCGUUUUCCGGUCCAGCUUGCGCGCGCGCACGCACGCACGCACGCUCACGUCGAAAAGUUGCGCAGCAGCUGAGCAAGUGGACGCCCGGCUUCACAGGCGACGACAUCCCGCUGCGGCGAUGCUGACCGCCAGAUGAUCUGACGCGAGAAGAAGAGAAGACAUCAGACGCCGUCCGUCCGUCCGUCCGUGUCGCGAGCGAGCGUCCACGAUGGGUUGCGCUUGCUGCAAGCAGAAGAAGUCGGCCAAACCGGAAGCGUCCGCCUUGACCGGCGGCGCCGACGCUUCCGCGCCGUCGCUAGGCGACGCCGACGGCGCCUCGUCGUCGUCGGCGGCGGCCGGCGCGGCGCAGGGGCGCUACUGUCCGGACCCCACGCAGGCCAUACCGGACUUCAACAAGGGAUUCUCCGGCGGCGCCGUCUUCCCCAACUCCAACACGCAACACUGGAACGCCGGAGUCACGAGCGGCGGCGUGACGCUCUUCAUCGCGCUGUACGGCUACGACGCUCGCACGGAGGACGAUCUGACCUUCCAGAAGGGGGAGAAGUUUCAGAUCAUCAACAACACCGAAGGCGACUGGUGGGAGGCUCGUUCGUUGGACACGGGCAACGCCGGAUACAUCCCGUCCAACUACGUCGCUCCGGUCGACUCCAUACAGGCCGAGGAGUGGUAUUUCGGAAAGAUGGGGAGGAAGGAUGCGGAACGGCAACUGCUGGGCCACGGCAACCAGAGGGGGACUUUUCUCAUCCGCGAGAGCGAAACCACCAAAGGCGCUUACUCGCUGUCCAUCCGCGACUGGGACGACAACAAGGGAGACCACGUGAAGCACUAUAAGAUCCGCAAGCUGGACAACGGCGGCUACUACAUCACCACCCGGUCUCAGUUUGACACCGUGCAGCAGCUGGUGACGCACUACACAGAACGAGCGGCGGGGCUGUGCUGCCGCCUGAUUGGCAGCUGCAAGCGGGGCAUGCCCAAGCUGGCCGACCUAUCGGUGAAGACCAAGGACAUGUGGGAGAUUCCCCGCGAAUCCCUGCAGCUGAUUAAAAAGUUGGGCAACGGCCAGUUUGGAGAAGUUUGGAUGGACACUAACGACGGGCUGUGCUACUACCUGACCAAGGCCUGCCCCAACUGCACGCCGCUCACCGUGGGCCUGGGCCGGGACGCCUGGGAGGUGGCCCGGUCCAUGCUGUCCCUGCAGAGGAAGUUGGGACACGGCUGCUUUGGGGACGUGUGGAUGGGCAUGUGGAACGGGACCACCAAGGUUGCGGUGAAGACGCUGAAGCCGGGCACCAUGUCGCCCGAGGCCUUCCUGGAGGAGGCUCAGAUCAUGAAGAGGCUGCGCCACGACAAGCUGGUGCAGCUCUACGCCGUCGUGUCCGAGGAGCCCAUCUACAUCAUCACCGAGUUCAUGAGCCAAGGAAGUUUGCUGGACUUCUUAAAAGACGGCGAGGGCCAAAACCUGAAGCUCCCGCAGCUUGUGGACAUGGCGGCGCAGAUCGCGGCGGGGAUGGCCUACAUCGAGAGGAUGAACUACAUCCACAGAGACCUGCGCGCCGCCAACAUCCUCGUCGGAGACAACCUGGUGUGCAAGAUCGCGGACUUCGGCCUGGCCAGGCUCAUCGAGGACAACGAGUACACCGCCAGACAAGGGGCCAAGUUCCCCAUCAAAUGGACGGCGCCGGAAGCGGCGCUGUACGGACGCUUCACCAUCAAGUCGGACGUUUGGAGCUUCGGCAUCCUGCUGACCGAGCUCAUCACCAAGGGCCGCGUGCCCUACCCAGGCAUGAACAACCGCGAGGUGCUGGAGCAGGUGGAGCGGGGCUACCGGAUGGCCUGCGCCCCGGGCUGCCCCGCCUCGCUCCACGAGCUCAUGCUGCAGUGCUGGCGACGGGAGGCUGACGAGAGGCACACCUUCGAGUACCUGCAGUCCUUCCUGGAGGAUUACUUCACCGCCACCGAGCCGCAGUACCAACCCGGCGAGAACCUGUGACAACGCGCACGCACAAGAACUCACGGAACAAAACAAACAUUACAACAACAAGAACAACCGCUGCCUUUUCCCGCAACCUUUCGGGACGGACGAGGAAUCGCGCUUGGACCUCGGCUGAUCGGGCCCUGCAGUGAUGUUGCUUUACUCGGUAACCAUGACAACAAGGAGGACGAUGUAGAUGGUUGGGGAGGAGAGAUGCAACAUGCCACAUGAUCCUCUCUUCUUCCUCAGCCGCCAUAUUUGGUUUGUUCCAUCCAUUCCAGCCUCUUCGGCAUCCGUCCGGACUAAUCAUCCUGUUUUGACAGAGCAAACAUUACGAAGCAUUUGUGUGUGUGUGUGUGUGUGUGUGUGUGUGUGUGUAUAGAUUAUAACAGUGGUUCUCAAACUGAGGUCCCCAGGCAAUGAUUAAAUGCAAUAAAUUAUUAUGUCGUGCCAAUAAAACAAACUUAAUAAACCAAUUACUGCUCUCUAGGUUAGUUUUGGCCAGCUAAAAACUGCGAAAUGAUUGUGACAUACAGUAUCAUCACGUAAAUCUGACAUCCCUGCAUGUAUACAUACAAAAGGAGUAUUAUUACUGGAAUAGAUUUGUUUAAAUUUUUUAUCGUGAACAAAAGGUGUAUUUUUUAAGAACAUAGUCCUCUUUUUUUCCUUUGUAAAGGUUUGAGAACCCUGGGAUUUGACGUCACAAAUUCAAGAGGAUUACUUGAACACAUCAGUGAGUUCUGGUGUUAACAGUUUUUCCAAAUCCAAGAUAUUUUACCUAAAGUCGUGCCGGUGAGUCAAGAGAAAGAGACAGUGAGGAAUGACUUUGAUAUUUUAGAGGUUUUUAAUUUAACACAUCACAAAGACUAUAUCUAUAGCAAAGUCAGCAUUUAUUCAUUCAUUCAUUGGGAGGGCAGGAUGAAAGCGCAAAAAGGGAAAUGUCAUACUUCUGGACUUUUUUUAUUGUACCCUUUUUAUGUGGACUUUAACCCUGUCAUGUUUGUUGUAAUAAAGAUCAGAUAUAUUUGGA